This is a messenger RNA of Phalaenopsis equestris, 687 nucleotides long. Its product is annotated as probable signal peptidase complex subunit 2. Gene Ontology annotation, cellular component: membrane; signal peptidase complex. Gene Ontology annotation, biological process: protein targeting to ER. Lineage: Eukaryota; Viridiplantae; Streptophyta; Magnoliopsida; Asparagales; Orchidaceae. The coding region runs from base 103 to 672 and encodes 189 amino acids. The transcript is spliced from 6 exons. The record is from RefSeq and is a predicted model, not a curated record.
GGCACUGUCUAAUUAUUUUUCCAUUUACCCAGGGCAACAUAAGCGAACGGCCGGCCUUCGACGCAAGGAGCGAGAGUGAAGGCAGUAGAAACGAGAGAACUCAUGGCGGGCGGCACGAAAAACCCUAAGAAGGCGAACCUCCUUGAUCCCCAUGCCAUUAAACAUGUUCUUGACGAAUCCGUCAACGAGAUCGUGACGAGUCGAGGAUACGCAGAGGAUUUCCGUCUGAGUAACUUGAGGCUGUUUAUCGGGACUGUGAUUAUCGCCGUUGCUCUCGUUGCUCAGUUCUACCCUAAGAAGUUCCCGGAGAACAGGGAUAUCCUCAUCGGCUGCAUCGUAUUGUAUGUAGUUCUCAAUGGGAUCUUGCAGUUCAUUAGCUACACCAAGGAGAAAAAUGCGAUCCUCUUCACUUAUCCUCCUCCCGGAUCUUUCAACACCACAGGGUUGAUUGUAUCCUCAAAGCUUCCGAGGUUUUCAGACCUGUACACUCUUACGAUAGCGAGUGCAGAUCCAAAAUCUAUUUCAGCCAACAAACCCGCGCAACUUGUCAAGAGCGUCACAAAAUGGUUUACAAAGGAUGGUAUACUCGUGCAGGGUCUAUUUUUGAAGGAUUUGGAGAGACUGUUAGAUGAUUACAAUGGAGAGAGGAAGAACAAAUAUGUUGGUACGUAGGGGGGCAGCGGCCAU